This is a messenger RNA of Rhinocladiella mackenziei CBS 650.93, 1122 nucleotides long. RefSeq lists its product as uncharacterized. The transcript has a single exon. Bases 1 to 1122 code for a protein of 373 amino acids. The record is from RefSeq and is a predicted model, not a curated record. Lineage: Eukaryota; Fungi; Ascomycota; Eurotiomycetes; Chaetothyriales; Herpotrichiellaceae.
AUGCUCCUUAUUCGAAGGACAUCCAUCAUAUCACUGGCUCUUGGACUGCUCACACUCAUCUACCUCACCACACACUUCACCCCCUUCUCCACGAAACCAAAAUACCUUUACGGACAAGAUGGGCCCCUUUAUAACAGCCAGAUGUUCUCCCCCGGCACGGCCAAGGCAAAGGGGGCCAACUAUACUCGCAUCCUGGUGAUGGGUCGCUUGAAAUCCGAAGACGUCAGCUGGGUAUCUCGCGAACUACCGGGCUUGCCGACCAAGAUCUACACCGUCGACUCCGAUGACCACUCCGGUCUCCCAGCCAACAAAGGCCACGAGGCAAUGGUAUACCUCACAUACAUUAUCGACCAUUACGACUCACUGCCCGACACAGUCCUAUUCUUCCACCCGCAUCAAAGAGCCUGGCACAACAACAUCCUGUUGGACAUUGACAGCGCAACAACCAUCAAGAGGCUCAGUGACGCCCACGUCGCGCGACAGGGCUACUUCAACAGCCGCUGCCACCUGGACCCAGGCUGCCCGAACUGGCUACAUAUCGACCGGCCCCCGUGGCGACAGGACCUGAAACACAAGCCCGAAGAGCCUGCCCUGACCUCACAGCUGUUCCGCGACUUACACGGUCCCGACAUUCCCCUCCCGCGUGCCAUCUCGCAACCCUGUUGCGCGCAAUUCGCCGUGUCGAGCACCCGUAUCCGCCAGCGCCCACGCUCUGACUACGCGCGGUACCGCGACUGGCUUCUUAGGAUAGAACUCGACGACAGAACCUCCGGCCGCAUUAUGGAGUACUCGUGGCAAUAUAUCUUCACGGGUAACUUUGAAUUUUGCCCGUCGCAACAUCAAUGCUACUGCGACGGCUACGGGAUCUGCUUUGAAGGUGAAAUCGGGUUGCAGAAUUGGCUGGCGACGUUGCGGGAGAAGGAGAAAGUUGAUGAGCGCCUCGUGCAGUUGUGGGAUGCUGGCGAGAAGGGCGGGGAGAGGUAUAAAAGGCUCGCGAGGGAUAGUAAGCGGUUCGGCGAGUUGUUGGAUCAGUCGAGGGAGACGGCGGUGAGGAGGGGCUUUGAUCCGAAGAUCAGAGCGGAGGAGUCUGGUCGCGAAUGGCAUGAAGGCGAUGGUUUUUGA